Molecule: messenger RNA, 1306 nt
Organism: Paraglomus occultum
Lineage: Eukaryota; Fungi; Glomeromycota; Glomeromycetes; Paraglomerales; Paraglomeraceae
Source: the annotation of a GenBank genome assembly
AUGAAAGUCUUAUGUGUUGCUGAGAAGCCGUCUGUUGCAAAGUCUAUUGCGCAGAUACUCUCUGGCGGCCGGAUAAGCAAUCGUAAUACGAAGGAUAAAUAUAUAAAAAACUACGACUUCCUUUGCAAGGAUGCUGAGAAUCGAGAUGUCAGAGUUACCAUGACUUCUGUCAAAGGCCAUCUCAUGGCCAUAGACUUUCCAGAACAGUAUCAAGUAUGGGGAAAGUGUUCGCCAUUAUGUCUAUUCGAAGCUCCAAUAAUAAAAUCUGUCAUGAAGGGCAUGGAGCCAAUUCGUGACAACAUCGCAUCCGAAGCAGCAAAGUCAGAUAAACUCAUUAUAUGGACCGAUUGCGAUCGAGAAGGGGAGAACAUCGGCGCAGAAAUCGUUAACGUGUCUCGGCAAGCAAACCAUCGCAUACAAGUGCUUCGAGCGCGCUUUUCGUCUAUCAGCAAUCAACCUAUAAUUCAAGCAUGGAGAUCGCCUGUGCAAUUGGAUACACGGCAGGUAGCGGCAGUGGAUGCAAGAAGUGAAUUGGAUUUACGCAUCGGUGCGGCUUUUACAAGAUUUCAAACGUUGGGAUUCAAAAGGCUGAUUCAAGGCGCACAAAAGCAAGUAAUAAGUUAUGGGUCAUGCCAGUUUCCAACUUUAGGCUUUGUCGUCGACCAAUAUUUAAAGGCCGAAAACUUUAUCACGGAAACUUUCUGGAAGAUUUCCGUCACCCUUGAACGCGAUGGAUCUAAGGUCGAAUUUUGGUGGGCGAGAGGCCAUCUAUUUGACCAACUAGCAUGUUUGGUGCUUUACGAACAGUGCGUGGAACAUCCCAUUGCAACAGUUCUCAAAGUUCAGUCGAAGGAAACUAAAAAGUGGAAACCAUACCCAUUGACUACAGUCGAGCUUCAGAAAGCUGGAACGCGAUUCCUACGCAUGUCUUCUCAAAAAAUAAUGACGGUUGCAGAAGCAUUGUAUAACAAAGGGUUUAUCAGUUAUCCGAGAACGGAAACAAAUGAAUUUCCGCCCAGCAUGGACCUGAAAUCAUUAAUCACUGCUCAAGAAACCAGUACAGUAUGGGGGGACUAUGCUAGAAAGCUCAGCAACGGAGCGUUCCGUGCGCCCCGCAAAGGUAAACAAAACGAUCAAGCUCAUCCACCUAUUCAUCCGACUAAGAAUACGGCUAGUUUGACUGGAGAUGAAAAGACUGUAUAUGAGUUUAUCGUCAGAAGGUUUCUGGCAUGUUGUUCAGAUGACGCAAAAGGAAACGAGACGCACGUUGAGAUUAGCAUAGCAGACGAGAAUUUUAGUACAACAG